Molecule: messenger RNA, 1460 nt
Organism: Penicillium subrubescens
Lineage: Eukaryota; Fungi; Ascomycota; Eurotiomycetes; Eurotiales; Aspergillaceae
Exons: 3
Coding region: 1032-1460 (142 amino acids)
Source: RefSeq, a predicted model, not a curated record
UCUCGGGUCCCUUGACGACUCAAACUACUCUCUCUUCAUCCCCUACCCUGAGCACUCAGGAAAACAAAAACACCUUUCUUUGACAUUUUCUGCUUCGCUCAACUUUCCUUUUUUAAACACUAUCCUACAACAUCAGCAAUCAUCACGGUUCUUGCUGAGAGAUCCUGGCAAGAGAUCUGGUUUCGCUCUGUGCUGAAUCUCCAUGUUCCUACUUGCUCGGACAUCGCUACGUAAUCGCCUACUUCGCUUCGCCUCACCCAAGUCAAGGAUGUGGGUCCUACUAGACGGUCACUAGAGGAAGAAGCCGGAGACCAGCCCGAGGCCGCAGCCGAAACCCUCACCAAGCAACCCCAAACUGAGCCAGGCAUUCAUCUUUAGUCGGCCAGAAAGUCUCACCAUGCUGCUCUGGAGAAACUACCCCCGGAGCUCCGCCUUCAGAUACUGUCCAAACUAAAUUCCAAGAGCUUGAGAACCUUCGUUCUUACCUCGCGUGUGUACUAUGAGCAGUUCUCUAUGGACCGCAAGUCACUACUCUUCAAUUCUUUCAUGCAGGAUCUGGGUGGUGCGGCUCAUGAUGCUCAGAUGGCCUAUCAUUCCUGUACCAAAGACUACCUUCAUGCGCGCAGCAAGGAAUCCGUGGCCCAGUUUCUACGGUCAUAUCUUAAGUACCGUUCCUCAACUCCGUGGUCAAGUCCCCAUGGGAUGUCCUCCGAUGGUACAACUUCCGAUAAUCGGCGUCCAAGCACGAUAUUCACCCUGGACGACGUCCAUUCUAUGAUCAAAUUUCACAACUCUGUUGUUGAACCUCUUGCGCGGCAUUUUGCCAACUGGGCAUUGCAAAACUUCUCGGAGUUCCCUGGGACUCAUGCCUGCUUUGACCCUCUCACUCACACCGAGCAAUCCCAUAUUUCCGGGCCCUCUACCGGUUUCAAAUUUGUGCCAACCUAUUUGGCUUCCGUCGGGGAAUUGAUGGGGAGUGGGGGGAUUCUCCUGACUUCAACGGUAUUUACAUCCUCAUAUCACUCGAGACAAUGUUUGAGCCAUGGGAGAUUGAGGAGCUUACAUGCAUCACUCUAUUUUUUGAAAGCCGCUACAAAGAGAUUUUUCGAAGCGUUCGAUCGGGCCUUGACAAGGACAGCCCCGGGAACGAGCGAUCAGACACAUCAUAUGACCCAUUUGACUACGAAGACGACUUGGAAGAUCCAGUCGCGGCUGUACGCGACAUCUCAAUUUACCGCAUGCCCGGGUUUUUCUUAGGGACCGGGUCGUCUGAUGCCUUUGGCCUAGAUACUCUCGAUUACGGAAUGGUCGAUGGAUGUGAAGAGUGGCUGUUCAAAGAACAUCGGCGUGACCCAUUGCCCUUCCGGGGUGACCGGACAAUGGAACCGAACGGCAUGUAUCCACCCGUCGCAUGGACCCUCCUAUGGUUGGAAACUUACUGCAACCGAGUCGGAGUCUAG